GGAGCUGCGUGCAACAUGAAAGGAAGCUCCUCAUUUCUCAGAAUUAUUCCCAUAUUAAUGCCGGCCGGGAUAAAGCAGCAUUGUUCCGAUAAAUGAAAACCGGCGUUUAUGUGCGUUAUGUGUUGCUCUCCUGCAGUAUUGAUAAUGAGGAUUUAUCAUGGCACGGUUGACAAUGAAUGCAAUGUGCAUGCGAUAGUGGGAGGGAUUAUCCACCAAGUAGGGCAAGUGGCUGAGGCUAAGGACUGCAAUUCCAUCGAGCCCAGUUCAUUUCAGUCAUCGGCUCAGAGCUCACAGACGGGACAAGGAGAACACGUUUCAGCGCCGCUUUAUUUGUCAAACCCCCCACGUAACAAAAAAACAGAAAAGAAAAGAAAAAGAAAAAAGAGCCUCAAGUGAAAAUGGUUAAGUACAUGCGACAGCACAGCGAGCUGAAACCCGAAGAGGUCCUGUCGGAGUCUGAUGCGUCCAUGGACCAGCAGGAUUUCGGAGAGAUGUCCGACUAUUCUUUCAGCGACGUUUUAUACUCCAAAUGUUCCGCAAUGGACCAAAUCGGCACUUUCAUGAAGAACGUGCAAGUGCUGCUCGAUGCGGCAAAUUACAUAGAAAAUGUCGAGAAGAGCAGCGGAAAAUGCGAGCACGGCUACGCUUCAACAUAUCCUGCGGGCCAGACUGCACACCAACAGAAACAGCGCAAAUUCAAGAACAGGAAAUUGGACAAUCUUCACAAUAGGUCAGCACACAAUGAACUGGAAAAGAAUAGACGAGCACAUCUACGGCUGUGUUUGGAGAAGUUGAAGUCCCUCAUCCCUCUGGGACCAGAGUGCAGUCGACACACCACACUGGGACUGCUCAACAAGGCCAAAGCACAUAUCAAGAAACUUGAAGAGAUGGACCGGAGGAGUCAGCACCAGCUGGAGACCUUAGAGAGGGAGCAGAGGCAUCUGCAGAGGCAGCUAGCCCAGCUGCAGACUCAUGGAGAGCGGGAGAGGGUCCGUACAGACAGCCUGGGCUCCCGCAUGGACUCUGAUCGCUCAGAGUCUGACAGAGAGGAGAUUGAAAUCGAUGUGGAAAGCACUGAGUUCUCCCAUGGAGAAAUGGACAGUGUAAGCACCAGUGGUGCGAGUGACCUGGACGACCACAGCAGCCGGCAGAGCUCAGCCAGUGAUGAGGGCUACUCCACUUGCAGUCUAAAACUGGCCUUCUCUGCUUGAAACACCAGCCUAUACUCUCACUUCAGCUGCAGUCUUUUAUGGCUUUCACCUUUCAAAGUACCAGCCUACAGCUCCAUUCUCCCCCACAGUUUAGGUAACCUUUCUUCAGAAGAACCAGCCUCAAUCCCACCUGUAACUGACAAAUGAAAGAGCUCCUCCACCCUGAGAACCAGCCUUAUGUUCAACUCAGUCUAAAAAGUUUAAAACGUCUCCUUACAUAAGCCAAGGGGCUUCCUCUACACGAAACGUUUUACACAACAGCCUCAAAUUCUGGCAAUAUAGUUUCCUCAUUUUCCAAGUUGACAAUAACCUGAAUGUCCCACAACCCAUUACCAGCUUGAAUCAACCAUACCUGCACCCAAUACUGAUCCUGUAGAGGACCCGUGUCUGCACCAGUGUUCAACACUGAAGGGGAAACGGUACCUUUAGUCAAGCUGAUCCUCUGAAACCAGCAAAAAACCAACAACAAGAAAACCCAAACAUACCCAAUACCAGCUAGAAGCUCACCAUUGGGAACGUCUGCUCCAUUUGCCUUGUAAAAACUUUGCCCCUUUUCUUUGGAUGUUAUAUCCAAACGGCACUUCUUGUCCGUGUACAAGCCAGUGGCAAGGGCUACUAUGUCAGCAUUCCAAAAUGUUUAUUACACUUCUAUAACCUCUGCUUUAAGACCCACAACCAUCAUUGAUCCCUGUGGCGUCCUUCCUGACAUACAGUCAUAUCCAAACAGGUGGUGUAGUCCACCCUUGUUCCUCUAAUUUAUUUUGCAUAUGAUUAUAGUAUUUAUUUUUGGUAUAUUUAAUUUUACUGUAGCUAGGUCUUGGUCAUGCUUGAAUUAAACAAUAACAACCCUUUUUUUAUGUUUACCAGAUGACUUGACAAUUAAGCCCCAGUGAAGCAUACACAGUGCUACAGGUUUAAUGCAUCACUCAAAUGUUUUUUUGUUAAAAGAAUGACACAUCUCUUUCGCACUGUGUGCAAAUUCAACUUUAUUUAGACAGUUAUAAGCUAUCCCGCACUUGUCCAAGCACAAGGCUCAAGCAAUAAUGCGCCUAGUUUUUAGUAUAUCUUGAACGUUGGCUGUGUUUAGCACAUUAUUCUGUCCGUCCAACACCAAAUUGCAGUUUGCUAGUUUCCACUUGCUCUGUUAGUGGUAUCAGUUGAUAAUAAUAAUAAUCUGAAGUAAAAAUGAUUGUAAUUGAUUUCUUUUUUAAAAAAAAGCUAUGGUGCAUGUGUGUUGAAUGUAGCUUGUCUAAUCAUGUUGUACUGUGCUUUGGAUUGACAAGUCUUUAAAAAAUGUCUGUAGCAUGAACAUAAACACUACAGAAUACCAACUUCGGUUUUUACUUCAAUGUUUAAUACUGUAUCUUUUUUGUAUUGUAGCAGGAAAAAGUUCAAAUCCUUGAAAUUUUGAGGUUUCCCACUAAUAAUUCAAUGUGUAUUUGACACACUGAAUUGCACUGCUGACCUGUUAGAAUCCAUGAAACCAAAUAAGACAUUUCAAUAAGACCAUUUAUCUGCAUUUUUUUGGUCCAAGUCCGAAGUAGAUCACCACCAAAUUGUGUCUUAACAUGGGUAUAUGACUCUUGCACAAAGUUCCUUGUAACAGGUAUUUUCUCCCCCCAACCUGUUUGGGAAACUAUAAAAUGCACUAUGAAAAAGACUUUUGUUAAGGAAAUAUGUCAAAGCACAUCCCAGAAUGUUUUCUCCCGUGCUCAAAUCAGCCAUCCAAGGUGACUUUUUUGCAAAUCAUGCGCUGCUGGUCCCCUGCUAAUACUUUGUAUAGGUUCCUCAUAACUGUGUCCCUGGAAUCUUAAUAAAACGUCUACCACCCUGA
Molecule: messenger RNA, 3045 nt
Organism: Acanthopagrus latus (yellowfin seabream)
Lineage: Eukaryota; Metazoa; Chordata; Actinopteri; Spariformes; Sparidae
Product: max-interacting protein 1-like
Exons: 6
Coding region: 399-1211 (270 amino acids)
Biological process (GO): regulation of transcription by RNA polymerase II
Molecular function (GO): RNA polymerase II cis-regulatory region sequence-specific DNA binding; protein dimerization activity; DNA-binding transcription factor activity, RNA polymerase II-specific
Source: RefSeq, a predicted model, not a curated record